Rotaria sordida is the source of this 1365-nucleotide messenger RNA. The record is from the annotation of a GenBank genome assembly. Lineage: Eukaryota; Metazoa; Rotifera; Eurotatoria; Philodinida; Philodinidae.
AUGUCGUCAAUCAAUAAUACUAUUAUAAAUACAUAUCGUAAUAAUAAUACAUUGGAUUCAACAAGUUGGCUUCUACAAUUAUCACUUUGGCCAUUACGUAUUGUUUGUCCAUUAUUAAUUAUUUUUUGUCCUAUUGCAAAUUGGAUAUGUAUACAUAUAUUUCAAUCACGUAUAUAUAAUCGAUCAUCAUCAAAAUGGUAUUUUAUAUUUAUUGCUAUAUUUGAUACAAUUUAUGUACUUGUUACAGCACCACUCAUAUUUUUAAUAACAUUAGAAAUUUAUAUUCUAAAUUGGAAUAUAUUAUUAUGUAAAUUUAUAGUAUUUCUUAAUUAUUUAUCAUGCCAAAUAUCGGCUGGUUUAUUAGCAUGUUUAUCAAUCGAUCGCCUUGUAGCUACAUCAUGUUUAUUAUUAUAUCGUUAUCAUUGUACAACAAAUAUAUCAAAAUAUGUUUGUUCAUUUGUUAUAUUAAUAUUAUCAAUAAUUAAUUCACAUUAUCUAAUUGGUUAUACUAUUGAUUUAGAUGGUUAUUGUAGUAUAAGAUAUUAUAAAUGGUAUGAAAAUAUUUAUUCAUAUUUAAAUAUUGUUUAUCUUUUAUCAUAUUCUAUAAUGCCAUUUACAAUAAUAUCAAUAUGUAAUUUAUUCAUUGUUAUAAAUGUUUGUCGAAAUAAAUCACAUAUGAAAAAAAAAAAUUUAUUAAAAAAAUCAAUUUUAACAACAAGUAAUCAAAAUGGAGAAGGAAUAAUAAAUGCACCACAUUGUUGUUUUUCAACAACAUUUGAUAAAAAUGAAGUUCCAAUAAAUAAUAAUAAUAAUAAUACAUUUCAACUUCAACGAUAUUCAAAUGAAAGUAAACAUGAUAUGUUUGUACCAGUACAUGAAAAUCAAAUAAUAAAUAAAACAAUUGAUUCAAUUUCUGAAUGGCAACUGCAACGACAAAAUCGUUUGUCAGAAAAAUUAUUAUUAGAUGUUGAACAACCUAUCAAUCCAAUUCAACCAUCAUCAAUACAAAAUAAUUCUUUAAGUUCUCCUCGUGACCGUUUAUUAUCAAGUCAACAAUUAUCUUCAUCAUCAACAUAUUCCCAAAAAAUGUGUGUACAAUUACAGAUAACAAUAAGUUUAAUAGCUAUAUCGAUUAGUUUUAUAUUUUGUACAUUACCAAAUUGUAUAUCAACAAUAAUGAUUCAAACUCAUAAUCAAAAUGAACAAGUAAGAAAAUUUUGGCAAGCUAUGAAUUAUUUAUCAAUUGUACCAUUACUUAUAACACAUUCAGCUAAUUUAAUUUUCUAUUAUUCAUCUUCGCGUAUGUUUCGAAAUCAUUUUAAAGACAUUUAUAUAAGAAGAUCAACUUCAAUGAAACUUUCUUAA